GGUGCGGCGCUGCAGCGCUCUGCACUGCGGAGAAACGGCGAUCGGCUGGUGGGCGAGGGACAAGAGGGAGAGGUGCCCCGCAACGCGGGCCAUAGCUUCUCUCUCCCCCCUCCCCUCCCCCCCCUCGGGCCUGGGGAGGGGUUUCUGCCCUCAGCAGCCCGGCCAUUGACACCAGCAGCCCAGGCUGGAUCCCAGCUCCUGUGAUACAUGGACUCACUAACUCCGUGGUGAGUGAGUGCUCGCGCUCCAGCCGAUGCAGUGCCUAGUGGCAGCCACGCGGGACGAGGCAAACAUGAGUGGGGGAGGGGAGCAGGUCGACAUCCUCCCUGUCGCCUUUACGGUUAAAGACCGCUGGAAAGUGCUGAAGAAGAUCGGUGGAGGUGGGUUUGGUGAGAUCUAUGAGGCUACGGACCUGCUGAUUCGGGAUAAUGUGGCACUGAAGGUAGAAUCGGCUCAGCAGCCAAAGCAGGUGCUCAAAAUGGAAGUGGCUGUGCUCAAGAAGCUGCAAGGGAAGGACCAUGUCUGUAGGUUCAUUGGUUGUGGGAGGAAUGAAAAGUUUAACUACGUGGUGAUGCAACUGCAGGGUAGAAACCUGGCGGACCUUCGCCGGAGCCAGCCCCGGGGAACCUUCACCAUGAGCACCACCCUGCGGCUCGGUCAGCAGAUCCUCGAGUCCAUCGAAGCCAUACACUCUGUCGGCUUUUUACACCGCGACAUCAAACCGUCCAACUUUGCAAUGGGACGUCUUCCUUCCACCUACCGCAAGUGCUACAUGCUAGACUUUGGACUGGCACGGCAAUACACCAACACCAGCGGAGACGUCAGGCCUCCUCGGGCAGUUGCUGGUUUUCGAGGGACUGUUCGAUAUGCAUCUGUCAAUGCACACAAAAACCGGGAGAUGGGCCGGCACGAUGACCUGUGGUCGCUGUUCUAUAUGUUAGUGGAGUUUGCAGUUGGUCAACUUCCUUGGAGAAAAAUUAAAGACAAGGAGCAAGUGGGUUUGAUUAAGGAGAAGUACGAUCACCGGAUGCUGUUGAAACACAUGCCAUCCGAGUUCCACAUAUUCCUGGACCACGUCUCCACAUUAGAUUAUUUCACAAAACCUGACUAUCAGCUAAUAAUGUCCAUCUUCGAGAACAGCAUGAAGGAGCGAGCAGUCACUGAGAAUGAACCCUUUGACUGGGAGAAAGGCGGAACCGACAUCUUGCUGUCCACAAGCACCUGCACCCCACAGCUCCACACCAAGCAGACCGCAGCCAUGUUCGGGGUGAUUAACGUGACGCCAGUGCCAGGGGAGCAGCUCCGGGAAAACACGGAUGAUGUGCUGCAGGACGAGCACCUGAGUGACCAGGAGAACGCGCCGCCCCUGCUGCUGGGCCGGGGACUGGACACUCCGGGAGCCCCCCCCACUGGCUUCACCCUGGAGACUGAUGCCUGGGAUGAGACGGACAUCAACCGGAACAAAUUGCGCAUCAGCAUCAGCAAGUGUGUGCUGGAGGAGGAGCCCAGUCGGGGGGGGUGUCCAAGCUCACCGGGACGAGAUCGCCAGCCAUCACUCAGGUUCCGUCGGGUCACCAGCCCCGAGUCAGACAGGCUGUCGACAGCAGAUGUCCAGGCCGAGGGCCAGGAGAAACGAUCGCGGAUGGACUAUAUGGGAUCCCCGUCCAGACAGGCCUGCUCUUCACAGCAGGCACAGAUGCUGUCUGUCCAGACGGGGCAGAGGCAGGGAGAGCGGCCCAUGGAGGCCUCGGUGGAGCAUGAGGCUCUGAGCGCGGCUUUCCGAUCGGUGCCGCUGGCCGAGGAGGAGGACUUUGACAGCAAGGAAUGGGUCAUUAUCGACAAGGAGACGGAGCUCAAGGACUUUCACCCCGGGGCUGAAGCCAGCACAUCUGGGACCACCGACGAGGAGCCCGAGGAGCUGCGGCCCCUAGAGGAGGAGGCGGGCCGUAGGGACAGCAGCAGGCUGGGGGCUGAGGCGGCUGUCAGGCCCAAGACUCACGAAGGCUGGACCAGGGUGCUGCAGGCAGCCGAGGAGGAGGAGGAUGUUCUGGGACGAUGUCCGUCCGUGUCGGAGAGCAGGAGGGAGCUUCAACCUACCAGCCCCGGCCACUCUCACUCCCAGCUGUCACAGCCCGCACCCCGCAGCAGGAGACGGGAGUCAGAUCCCACAGGCCCGCACAGACCGGUGGCACCAUCCAAACCGGAGGAGCUGCCACUGAUCCCAGCGGUGGUGGUCGGGGAGCUGCCGUACUACAGCCGGGGACGAGGGGCUGGUAGUGCAGCGGGAAGGGAGAUAGAGGCCAGGGGAUCGGAAGCCCAAUCUCGGGCCCCCAGGGUGGACUUUGCCAGCGUGGUUAUAACUGCCACCUUCUCUUUACCGGAGCUUCCUCUGGCUUCAAAAGUAGAAGAUAGCGAGGAGGAGCAGGAGGAGGAGGAGGAGGAGGGGGAUGAAGAGAACGAGAACGAGGCCAAGGAGGAAGAGAAUGGGCAGAGCGAUUCCAGCAGCAACCUGAGCCAGAGGAGCAUCGAGCUGAGCCAGGAGGCCGCUCCUUCCACUCUCCUCGCCGAUGACCAGCGGGAGGACCAGGGACAGCCGGCGGCUGACGGGGACGUGGAGCUAGAGGAGGGCUCCAAGACCCUGGUGCUGUUUUCGCCCGGCGACAUCAGGAAGUCCCCGCUGGCCAAUGAUCUGGCCCCCGACCCCGACCUGGGCACCUUGGCUGCCCUGACCCCCCAGAGCGAGAGACCACAGCCACUAGGCAGCCAGCUGGACGUGUCUGAGCCUGGGACACUGUCCUCGGUGCUGAAGUCAGAGCUCAAACCCCCACCGUGUGCCACAACUGUCGCCGCCGCAGCCUCUUCACCAUUCACCAAGAUCGAACGGACCUUCAUCCACAUUGCGGAGAAGUCCCACCUGAACGUCAUGUCCUCCAGCGGGCAGCUCCUGCAACAUGACAGCUACGAGUUCUUCCACCAGGAGCAGCUCCUCCCCUGUCCUCAGCCCGAGGCCGAUUCCGAGGCCCAGGCUCCGGCUGGUGAUCUCCUCCCCAAGGAAAACAGUAGCUUCACCUCCACCGAGGAAGCCGAGCCCGAGACGGCUGCACUCACCACCACCCAGCCCAGCGCCUCCACCUCGGGGCUCGAACGCCGGCCCUCUCACGAGAUUGGCAAUGGAGAGCUUGAAGACCGCGGGGAGGAGGCUGCCCCCCACCCGGCUCAGGAACCACCCGAGGAACCAGACAGGGAGUCGCCCCCAGCUUCCCGGUUGAAGAGCCGGAUCCCGGAGGAGACUGGAUCGGAACACUCGCCGUCUCUCUCGCUCCGAGAACGCCGUGUGUGUAAGAGGACUAGGCAUCCCGCCCUGGCUCGACUAGCCAUGGAGAGGAGACAGAGCCAGCGUCUCCGCCUCCCCUCCCUCACCUCCUCCUCCGCAUCCUCCGGUGACGAGAGACGGGUGUCCGAGAGCCUGUCAGCCACAGGUUCCGAGGAGGACACGGGCUCCGAGGCGUCCAUCUAUAGAAGGGUACGGAAGGAGCAGGAUCUGGAGUCGCCAAGAGCCCGGAGCGGGAAGAGCAGGAUUCCCAGACCCGUUACUGCAGGGAAGGUGGAGCAGCCCAGCCUUGUUCCUGGGAGCUCAACUCCAGGCCCUACUCCAAGCAUGACAGACAGAAAGCCGGCGUCUAUACACAGGCUGCCGCUGUGUAAUGGUCCCGGGGCUGCCCGUAUUCCCAGCUAUAAGCAAGCCCCCUGGAGUCCCGCUCUGGCCCGGGGUGGCCUCCGGACCCUGAGCCCCCGGGCGGCUCCUCGCAGCCUGAGCGCAUCUCCGAGGAUCAAACCCGUCUCCCGGACUGACAGCCCCUCACCGUCCCGGCAUCGCCGAUCAGGCUUUCUCCCGAGCCAGCAAGGUGCCGGCCGCCAGCCUAGUCUCCCAGCCCCGGCUCCCCAGGACUCUGUGGCCGGAGAGCUCGCCUGCCGGACCUCGGGGACCAGGAGGAGGCCUCUCGCCCCUGGCCCGGGGAAGAACGAUCAGCCCCCAUCAGGCCACACAUAAUCCCCUCGCUGCCGGCCAGCGGUGGCUGCAGUCUCGUGCACAGCAUGAGCUGGCCCAGGACACCCAACAGGAAGCAGAGUGUCUCCGUGUUCAGCCAGCGUAGAAACCAGCAUCUCACUCAGCACCAGUGCCCCUCCCCCGCACCCGUAACACCGGCUCCAACCAGCACCCACCUCCCCAUCAUAGCCCCAGCAAACCAUGUGCUGACACCCGGCUAUGUUCAACUUUCACAGCAAGUUACAGCAAAGAAACCCGCCCUUCCAGCCUUGCUGGUGUCUGUCUCCACACGAGCCACCCAACCCACUACCACUCUCUUGCUCAUUCGCCCUCCCCCUAACAUACAACACGUACACUCUGUAAUACUCCUCUUCAAGCUUCUAUCAUAUUCCCUUUUAAAAUCUAUCUCAUUCCCUUCCAAAAGAACUGACCGACUCUGUACCCACUCGUUUGUGGCAGAUAAUUUCACAUUGCCACUACACUGUGUGUGAAGGUAUUUUUGCUAACUCAGUUUUGCCGUGGGUCAGCCUCAUUGGUGCAGUGUGCUAGUCUCAGCCUGGACUACAAUGGGAGGCUAUAUUGGCCUGGCCAUUACAGCGUUAGGGAGGGGAAAACUAGCCAGGGUUCCUGCUCCUAGUCCCUCUCCAGCAUACUGUUUUGGUUAUGUGUGUGUUGGCGGAGGGGGGUGGAGAGACGUCAAGCUUCGCUCUGACACCCUCUACAGUUACAGGAGCAGAGAGGUUACACCAGAAGCAGAGAGGUCAGAGGAGGAGUAGAGAGGUUACACCAGGUUUAGAGGUCAGAGUGGGAGCAGAGAGGUCAGACUAGGAGCACUGAGGUUACACCAGGAGCAGAGAGGUCAGGCCAGGAGUAGACAAGUCAGAGCUGGAGUAGAGAGGUUACACCAGGAGUAGGCAGAUCAGCGCAGGAGCAGAGAGGUCAGGCCAGGGAGAAACAGGUCAGAGCAGGAGCAGAGACUGACAGUCCAUAGUCACUGAGACCACCAAUCACUGAGACCACCCAGACCUGCUCUAUGCUCACGCGACUGAUUUCCACCUCCAUAAGCCAAUUGUAGCCGCACAAUUGAAGCCCACCUUCCCAGUGAAGUAGUUGCCAUGGUGCUGGGUGGGCUCUGGUCUUUGUCUCUGUUUUAGUUGGCUCCUGAACCAUCAAAACAACUGGAGCAUUUGAUCUAUUCAGAGGUUUGCUGGCACAGGGAGUGCAACCAGGCAGUUUACUAUGUAACUCAUUAAAUAUGCUUGCUCACAAUGACAGUGAAUGAAUAACUGACAUGAUUACUCACAACUCCAGGUGAGUGUGUAACUGACACUAUCACUCACAAUGUUGGGUGAGUGUGUAAGUGUGACACCAUCGCUCACAAUGCCAGAUGAGUGCGUAACUGACGUGGCUACAGAGUAAACCAUCUGGUCUCACUCCCAAUGCUCACAAUGCUGUUAAUGUGCAACAGUGACAUAUUUUCUCACAAUGCUGGUUAAAGAGUAUCUGUGACACACUUGCCCUCAAUAUUGGUGAGUGUGUAACUGAAGUGUGUAGUCACAAUGAUGGGUGAGUGUGACACUGACACACCCUGACAUUCCUGGGUAAGUGUAUGUUUAUACGCAUGAAAUUGCACCACUGGCGGAGGGGAAACUCGGGGGCUGUCGCAGUGAGAGGGAUAGAGGGAUCCAGGGAAUAUCAGGAAAAUUACUGCACAGAUAGGUGUGAGCCUACCUGUCAGACACACCUCAAACCCCAUUGCAACAAACAACUAUCUCCUGUCCACCACCUACUCUCUCUCCUGCUCCAUGCGCACUCAGGAAACAGCACUCAUUAGCUACAGUAGAGUGAGCAUCUAUCCAUCUUCACCCUCACCCCAGCCCAGAAUCAGGGUCAUCCAGAUGUAAUCGGGUUCGCUCCACUAGCCUGGCUAACCCAGCCCCCCCCCCUCUUCCGCCCAUUAUUGUAUGGCACCUGAGCAGGACUGGCACCAGGUCAGGAAGUGGCACCAGGGCAACCAUGCACAGGGGGAGGGUCUAACUGCUCUGACUGAUGACUGUGCCACAGAUGGUGAUUUGUACACUUGGGAGCUUCGAGAUGUGUCCCACUCAUUAAGCUUUCUACGGUCUGAUGCCUGGGAAGGGGGGGGGAGUUCCUUCCAUUGGGACAUGGGGUGGGCAUCUUAUAAUCCAAUGUAUCUGAAUCUCUCAGACUUUACAAAGCAGCUAUUCUAUGUUUACACCGCAAGUAGAAUGUACAGCAGCGUACAACGUUAUAACUGCAGAACUGCAUGGCGACAGUAGUGCCGAGGCGAGCGGCAUGCAUCCUUUUACUAUUGCAAGCAAGGAUGGAAUCAUCAGCCAUUCUGUCUCCUUGAUCUUGGGAUCAAGUCUUAAUCCAGCGCUGACCUCUUUGUAAAACACUGACACAUACAUAUACAUACACACGCACACUAUUUAAUAGAUUGUCUGAACAGAA
Molecule: messenger RNA, 6523 nt
Organism: Callorhinchus milii (elephant shark)
Lineage: Eukaryota; Metazoa; Chordata; Chondrichthyes; Chimaeriformes; Callorhinchidae
Gene: ttbk1b
Product: tau tubulin kinase 1b
Exons: 15
Coding region: 254-4051 (1265 amino acids)
Biological process (GO): signal transduction; peptidyl-serine phosphorylation; peptidyl-tyrosine phosphorylation
Cellular component (GO): nucleus; cytoplasm
Molecular function (GO): ATP binding; protein serine/threonine kinase activity
Source: RefSeq, a predicted model, not a curated record